AUGUCGCAGUCUCCUUUGUACAUCGGUUUCGACCUGUCCACCCAGCAGCUGAAGGGCUUGGUGGUCAAUUCGGAGCUGAAGGUCGUCUACAUCGCGAAAUUUGACUUCGAUGCCGAUUCCCAUGGCUUUCCCAUCAAGAAGGGCGUCUUGACAAACGAGGCCGAGCAUGAAGUCUACGCUCCGAUCGCAUUGUGGUUACAGGCCUUGGACACCGUGCUCGAGAGCUUGCGCAAGCAAGGGCUGGAUUUCAGUCGCGUCAAGGGCAUCAGCGGGGCAGGCCAGCAGCAUGGGAGUGUCUACUGGGGCGAUGAGGCAGAGCAACUCCUCCGCAACCUCGACCCGUCCAAGUCGCUUGAAGAUCAGCUUCCCGCUGCUUUCUCCCACCCGUACAGUCCCAAUUGGCAGGAUUCUAGCACCCAGCGAGAAUGCGAUGAGUUCGAUGAGAUCCUCGGCAGUCCAGAACAACUUGCACAGGCUACUGGAAGCAAAGCCCACCAUAGAUUCACGGGUCCUCAGAUCCUCCGCUUUACCAGAAAGCACCCCGAGGUGUACAGCAAGACAGCUCGCAUCUCCUUGGUCUCCUCUUUCAUUGCCUCCCUAUUCCUUGGACAUAUUGCCCCCUUCGAUAUCUCGGAUGUAUGCGGCAUGAAUCUGUGGAACAUCAAAAAUGGCACCUAUGAUGAUAAGAUCCUCCAGUUGUGUUCUGGCAAGUUCGAGGUCGAGGAUCUGAAGCGGAAGUUGGGCGAUGUGCCCGAGGAUGGUGGGCUACACCUAGGAUCGGUCCACUCCUACUACACAAAGCGUUAUGGCUUCAGCUCGGAUUGCACAGUCAUCCCCGCCACCGGCGACAACCCGGCCACGAUCCUCGCGCUGCCUCUUCGACCGUCCGAUGCGAUGGUGUCUCUGGGUACCUCGACGACCUUCCUCAUGUCUACUCCCAGCUACAUGCCUGAUCCAGCCACUCACUUUUUUAACCAUCCAACGACCGCCGGGCUCUACAUGUUCAUGCUAUGCUAUAAGAACGGCGGCCUGGCCCGUGAAUAUGUGCGGGAUUCCAUUAAUGAGUCUCUAAAGGAUCACCCAUCACAGCCUUGGGCCAAUUUCGAUAAGAUUUCGUUGGAGAGCCCACCACUCGGCCAGAAGAACCCUACAGACUUGAUGAAGAUGGGACUAUUUUUCCCGCGGCCAGAGAUUGUCCCGAACCUCCCAUCCGGUCAAUGGCGUUUCACCUAUAACGCAGAAUCUGGAGACUUGCAAGAGACCACUUCGGGGUGGAGUGCUCCGAACGAUGAAGCCCGCGCCAUCAUUGAGAGUCAGCUGCUCUCGCUCCGCCUUCGAUCCCGAGGACUCACCCAGAGCCCCGGAAAUGGGCUGCCGGCGCAGCCACGCCGAGUCUACCUUGUGGGAGGUGGAUCCAAGAACCAGGCCAUUGCGAAAAUUGCAGGCGAGAUUCUUGGAGGUGUGGAAGGCGUUUAUAAGCUGGACAUUGGCGACAACGCCUGUGCCCUGGGAGCCGCUUACAAGGCUGUCUGGGGCAUGGAGCGGCAGCCCGGUCAGACAUUUGAAAAUCUCAUCGGCCAGCGGUGGCAAGAGGAGGAGUUCAUUGAGAAGAUUGCGGAUGGAUAUCAAAAGGGCGUGUUCGAGCAGUAUGGCAAGGCUGUGGAAGGGUUCGAGAAGAUGGAACAGCAAGUGGUGCAGCAAGUGAGUGCGGCUCAAGGCGCCAAACCAUAA
Messenger RNA from Penicillium argentinense, 1731 nucleotides. Its product is annotated as xylulokinase. The coding region runs from base 1 to 1731 and encodes 576 amino acids. Gene Ontology annotation, cellular component: cytosol. The record is from RefSeq and is a predicted model, not a curated record. Lineage: Eukaryota; Fungi; Ascomycota; Eurotiomycetes; Eurotiales; Aspergillaceae. Gene Ontology annotation, biological process: D-xylose metabolic process; xylulose metabolic process. The transcript has 2 exons. Gene Ontology annotation, molecular function: D-xylulokinase activity.